Messenger RNA from Puntigrus tetrazona (Sumatra barb), 5255 nucleotides. RefSeq names its product C-terminal binding protein 1. Gene Ontology annotation, molecular function: oxidoreductase activity, acting on the CH-OH group of donors, NAD or NADP as acceptor; NAD binding; transcription corepressor activity. The record is from RefSeq and is a predicted model, not a curated record. Lineage: Eukaryota; Metazoa; Chordata; Actinopteri; Cypriniformes; Cyprinidae.
UCGUCUGAGCAGGGCUCACGUCUCUGCUCCGAACGCUCGCUCUUUCCACAGCACGUUGUCUGUGCGGCCUCGACUUCCUUUUCUGUGCAGAUUUCAUGGCGAGUGAUAGCGGGGAAGAGUUGAUUCACCUACCGUGACCACAGCGAGCCGCGCACCAGCCUCCAGAGACGCUUUCUUCAGCUGCCAUUGUAAAGACCGUGACGUCAGCGGAGUAGUCGAUUGGCUUCGACGUCAUCAGGUGUUUCCAGGAUUUGGGCGGCUUCCGGACCGAACUCUGUGCUGCGCCCCCCCCUCCUCUUUCGUCGUGUUGUGGCCGUAGCUGGUCUUGCCGAAGAACUUCCAGUCGAUGGCUCUGAUGGACAAACACAAAGUGAAGCGGCAGAGACUGGACCGCAUCUGUGAAGGCAUUCGACCACCCAUCCUCAAUGGCCCCAUGCACCCUCGUCCUCUGGUGGCGCUGCUGGACGGUCGGGACUGUACGGUGGAGAUGCCCAUCCUGAAGGACGUGGCCACCGUGGCCUUCUGUGACGCCCAGUCCACCCAGGAGAUCCACGAGAAGGUCUUAAAUGAGGCUGUCGCAGCUUUGCUCUACCACACCAUCACGCUCUCGCGAGACGACCUGGACAAGUUCAAAGGGCUUCGAGUCAUCGUGAGGAUUGGCAGCGGAUUUGACAAUGUCGAUAUCAAAGCUGCAGCAGAGCUGGGUAUAGCGGUGUGUAACGUGCCAGCCGCGUCUGUGGAGGAGACGGCAGACACCGCCAUGUGUCUGAUUCUGAAUCUGUACCGCCGAGUCACCUGGAUGCACCAGGCUCUGCGCGAGGGCACCCGUGCCUCCAGCGUUGAGCAGAUCCGGGAGGUGGCCGGAGGUGCGGCGCGUAUACGAGGGGAAACGCUCGGCAUCAUUGGACUGGGACGUAUUGGCCAGGCAGUUGCUCUGAGGGCAAAGGCCUUUGGGUUUGGGGUGAUUUUCUAUGACCCGUAUCUGCCGGAUGGGGUGGAGCGAUCACUAGGGCUCCAGCGCAUGGCGACGCUACAGGACCUGCUCAUCCACUCAGACUGCGUGUCGCUACACUGCAGCCUCAACGAGCACAACCACCACCUCAUUAACGACUUCACCAUCAAACAGAUGCGUCAGGGCGCCUUCCUCGUGAACACGGCGCGUGGAGGUCUGGUGGAUGAGAAGGCUCUGGCCCAGGCUCUGAAAGAGGGCAGGAUACGGGGAGCAGCCCUGGACGUCCAUGAGACAGAGCCCUUCAGUUUCUCACAGGGACCGUUGAAGGACGCCCCAAAUCUUAUCUGUACCCCACACACAUCCUGGUACAGUGAACAGGCCUCCAUUGAGGCCAGAGAAGAGGCGGCGCGGGAGGUGCGCAGAGCUAUCACAGGUCGUAUCCCAGACAGUCUGAAGAACUGCGUGAAUAAGGAGUAUUUGAUGGCAGCCUCUCAGUGGCCGUCUAUGGAGGCCACCACCGUUCACUCUGAACUCAAUGGCGCCGCAGCCUAUAGGUUCCCUGCGGGGCUGAUUGGCGUAGCAGCGGGCGGGCUGCCUGGAGCUGGGGCAGGAGUGGAGGGCAUUGUGGCAGGAUCUCUGCCUCUGGCCCACGGCAGCCCGGUCUCACACCCGCCUCAUACCCCCUCGCCCGGGCAGCCCUCCAAGGCCGAGGCGGACAGAGACAUCCCUUCCGACCAAUAGCAUCCCAGCACAUUCCAUCUUUGCCCUGAUCGAUGCCCUUUCACCUCACCCGGGGGGGGACUGACGCCCCUGCUUUCGAUGUGACCUCGGGUCACCCCAGUCCAACAGAACACGUGUACAAACCCAGGAGUGAAACCCUGUACCCCGAAAGUACCCCUCAUUUCCACUCGCUGUCUCCUCUGUUGUUCACUUUGGCAGAAAGCAAUAACUUCUCUCAAGGAUUCAAUAAUUGGGUUGAUACACACACUAUUUCUAAACUACGAAAUCCCAGUUCCUUUGCUCUGUGUCUACUCUGGACUAGUUGGAGUUUGUUUCCGGGUAGUGUUUCUUACAUUUCUGUUCUUUUCUUAUCUGUUUUAACAGCGUGGAAAUAAACGCAUGGACCUUGUUUUCUUUUCUUCGUCCCCUGCCCAUCCUCCUCCUCCUCGCAUACAUUUGUAAAACCUUCUCAACCUGUCCCAUCUUAGCAAACGUUUGAUCAUCAAAACAAAGCAACAGCUGGCUAACGUCUUUGAUUAAAUUCGGCAGCCAUCAGCGAUUAUUUCACAGCUGGUGUUCAAUAACGGAGAUCAAGGCUAAUGGUUGUGGCCCGUGGCUAAGAGUAACAGUCCAUGGGAAGAGCUCAGAUGUUUCGCGUUCCUCUCACUCUCUCUUCAUGUGGAAGGCAUCUUCUAGAUUUAUCCAUCCUCUCUCUCUCUCUGUUUCUCUUUAUUUUUGCAGAAUGCAAGAGCUUGACCCCCAGAGCUGUUGGGGGUUUGGUCAUGUGCUCCACUUUUUAAGUCACAAGAUUUACAGCGCCCGUAACGCCUGAGGUCUGCACAACAGUGUCAUUGAAAACGCAUACGUGAGAUUCCAUAGUCUCGUGAUGGCCGACUUGAUUUUUUUUUUUUUUUUUUUUUUUUUUUUUUGUGAGCUGCUUGUGAACGAUAAUGACGACGUUAGGAGAUUGCUCAUAGGCAGCCGUUUUCAAAAAUGGGAAAAUUUCAAACAAAGCCAUAUUCAUAGUGUAUAACAUCGCUAACUUGAGACAUAUCUGCAAAGAUUUGACACCCUAAACCUACCCUUAAAAAAAAAGAUGCUCUUUUUACAAUUCUCAUACUGAGAUCCACCAUAGCUAAGCUGAUAACAUUGGCACCUUUUUGUGUAUUCGUAGCCGUUUGAAGAAUAUAUGCCUUGUUUUCCAUAUCUUGUCUCUGUCCUGGAUUUAUCUCUUGCUGUACUUCCUCCUUGUGCCUCCUUUUUCCGAUUAGGCCUUCUUCUCUUUGUGACGCGGCGAGGCACGCUCGUCCUCCAUCAGUUCCCAUGAAAUCACUGUGUAGCGCAUCCGCCCGUCUGCCCCGCCCUUCCUCCUUCCCACAAGGCACUUAAACUCUUAACACACACUCACACAAUUUCAUGCAGGCCUGACCAACUGAGCUUCAUCCACCUUUUUGUGAGGAAGUCCUGGUGCUCCGGAGGCUGCAGUAGCGUUGAAGGCCAGCAGGUGGCGACAAGUCGCUUCCCCCUCAGGUUCACGGCUGAUGAAUCCAUCCCCGCUCAGCCGACGCUUGCGCAGAGAGCCUCUCGUGAAGGUUUAAACUCAGACCUGUUGCGGGCCGCACCAUCUGUCGACACGCACUUCCAGAUACUCAGGAUGGGUGAUGUGGCGGCUCUGCGCCGCGCCGAAUUAGAGCAGGUCAUAUACCCCGAGCUUGACAUUUUCACAGGCGUCUUCUAUGAUAUCGGCCUUCGUUUUCUCUGCGUUUUCACCAUUUAGAGCACAGAAGAUAAGGUGGAAAGAAUGUAAAAGCUAGGUCACUGGAACGCUGGUUGCUUUCCAAAGAAGGUAGGAGAGUGUCUCGGGAAAGCGUUCUGUCUGAAGAGAAAGGCCUUUCUAGUACCUCAGUAACAGAUAUUGAAUGUAUGCUCAACUUUCUCGCUUUGUACAGCUUUUUUAGAUCAUAGGUUCCUAUUUCUGAGGGGGUGUGUAUGCGUCAGCAUGUAUGUGACUGUGUGUGACUGCUUAUCCAGUGCGUCAGUUAUUCGCAAAUGACAAAAUAAAGCGUUUUUUUUUUCUUUCUUUUUUUUUUCCCCCUCCAAGCAUAGGAUGUCUAUUAUAUUGUUUCAUUAGCCGUAGUUUGAAUCUCAGGCUUUAGCUUUAGGAAGUUCUUGAUCUGUUUUUUUUUUUUUUUUUUUUUUGGUUUGUUUUUUGUUUGUUUUUUUUUUUCUUCUGUAUAAAGGAGCACAGUUUCACGUCUUCAUCGAGAUGUAUGCUAAUCAAUGGAGGAGGUUUGAAGCUACGCGAUUGAGGAUGCGUUCUUGAUAGCCGAUGUUGUCGUAAGUGUCCCAAAUCCUCAAUCCCUAACGGAUUCGUGCAUGAUAACGAGAUGGUCAGGCCCCUCCCCCCUCGCUUCCCAUUGGCCAACGUUUUGAUGUUGAAUUUUGAGUGACGUGCAGCUUUUCCUAGACUGAAGUGAUGCCCUUUAUUCUCGUCAAGACUUUAUAGCUGCUCUGUAAAGUACUACAGCGUUUUUGAAUUUCUCGAGUUUCUUCUAGCAUUAUCGUGGUGUUUCUUUGCCGUCAGCAUCAUCCAGCUUCGAUAUGAGAUGUGCACUAUGUGUUUAAAAACCAAGAAAUGAGACGUUUCGAUCUAGUUUGUGUCAUUCAGUGUUCAACAUGUUGUAUUGAAACAUUUCAAGAUGAGUCUCGUUCCAUCCUUUCGCCCUCGGCACCCUCGUCGUCCUGCAGUCCCCUCGCUGCCUUAAUGUCGUAGAUUGCGGUGAAAUUUUUUUGUUUUUUUAGUUUCUCCCCGACCUCUCCUCUUUUUAACCUCCCCCCCGACCCCCCCAUCCCGCAAACACACAUGCAAGAGAGAGGAGGCUGUUUUCUUUAGCCAUAUGUUGCUCUGCGUGCUCAAUGCAUAUUUCUGGAGAACACAAAUGGCUUUGACUUUGAGGUGUGAAAUUUUCAGGCACUAUGAAAGACCCUUUCAGGAGCCGCCGAUGUGGUUAGAUCUAGUCCGUGAAGGGAGGCUGGAGAGGACAGAUAUGGACUCGCAGCAGUCGGUUUCUCUCUCAGGGUUCUAAUACACACAUAUCCUACAGCCGCCAGUUACACUCUUCCUCCAUCCCAAUGAAGAUCACGUUGUAGGUCUCCAGAGCUCUCCUACACAGUCCAUCUUUCAGCAGUGAGUGUCCUUCUGUGAUAUUUUUUCCUUUCUAUCGCUCUUUUCUCCUUACUUUUUGCGUAUUUGUCACACUGACACCUAACAACAGAAGAAUGAAUGUUUUAAUAGAACUGCGUGUAACGUUAAAGUUGGGAAAUGUAUUUUUACAACAUGUGAACUUUUUAUUCCUUUCUCUUACCUUCUUUUUGUUGUGAAUUGAUUUUUUUUUUCCUCUCCCCAUCACCAGACUGCAAAAAAAAAAAAAAAGUAAAAACCACAAAAAAAAAAAUCCUGUACCUAGGCUCUUAAGCUUUACUUUUGUUUUUGUUUACUUUUUUAUUAGAAAACAAUCAUGUUUGUGAUGGUAACCUGAUGGUAAAUUCCACAAGGUAUUUUAAUAAAAUCCUAAAGAUUAAA